This is a messenger RNA of Tachysurus fulvidraco (yellow catfish), 4413 nucleotides long. RefSeq names its product NLR family CARD domain-containing protein 3-like. The record is from RefSeq and is a predicted model, not a curated record. Gene Ontology annotation, molecular function: protein binding. The coding region runs from base 166 to 3336 and encodes 1056 amino acids. NCBI's taxonomy places the organism in Eukaryota, Metazoa, Chordata, Actinopteri, Siluriformes, Bagridae. The transcript is spliced from 13 exons.
GUAUUUCUCCCUCAGCAUUGACUCUACUUUGUGAAGCGGUGUGAAAAGUUAAACAUCUUUAAGGCAGAAACUGUGAUAUUAAUAUCACACAAGGACUCUUGACUAAAGAAGUGUAAUCCAUUCCAGCAGAAGAGAUUGUGUGUGUGCAUAAUUUACUAAUAUUUAAUGAUGGAGAAUCCUGAUCUUGACACAGACAAUAUGUCCCUGCUUUCAAAAAACUGUAAUCGCCAGGAAAAGAGGUCAGAAUCACCAACACCCAGCUGUAUCUCCAUGAAGAGUGAUAGGUCUAUAAAUGCUCCGCUUUUAUUCAAUCAUGGAGAGCCUUCACCUCUGCACAGUAAUCUCCAGGGAAAGAGAUCAGAAUCACCAACACCCAGCUGUAUCUCCAUGAAGAGUGAUAGGUCUAUGAAUGCUCCUCUUUUAUUCAAUCAUGGAGAGCCUUCACCUCUGCACAGUGUUGAACAGAAGGCAGGCAUUAUAAUAGAAAACAACAUCACAGAUACAGGGCAUGGCCCAGAAUCUGUGGCUGUAAAUGAAUUCCAGAAAAAGUUCAAAUUAAAUCUAAUGAAGAAGUUUCAGUGUUUGAUUGGAGUGAUGAUAAACCCGGGAACCCAAACACUCCUGUGUGAGAUCUACACAGAGCUCUACAUCACAGAGGGAGACAGUGGAGAAGUUAAUAAUGAACAUGAGGUGAGACAGAUUGAGGCAGCAUUCAGGAGAACAACAGAGGACACACCAAUCAAAUGCAAUGACAUAUUUAAGCCUUUAUCUGAACAAGAUGAAUCCAUCAGAACUGUGCUGACGAAGGGAGUCGCUGGCAUUGGGAAAACAGUCUCUGUGCAGAAGUUCAUUCUGGACUGGGCUGAAGGGGAAGCAAAUCAGGACAUUCACUUCAUAUUUCCACUUCCUUUCAGAGAGCUGAAUUUGAUGAAGGACCAGAAACGGAGUAUGAUGGAGCUCCUUCAUUUCUUUUUUAAGGAAACCAAAGAAACUCAAGUAUCAAGUUUAGUUAAAGUUCUUUUUAUUUUUGAUGGAUUGGAUGAGUGUCGUUUUCCUCUAGAUUUCCAGAACACAGUGAAAGUGUGUGAUGUAACUGAAUCAGCAUCAGUGCCUGUGCUGCUGAUAAACCUGAUCAGAGGGAAUCUGCUUCCCUCUGCUCUCAUCUGGAUCACCUCCAGAUCUGCAGCAGCUGAUCAAAUCCCCUCUGACUAUGUGCAUCGUGUCACAGAGGUACGAGGGUUCAGUGACCCACAGAAGGAGGAGUACUUCAGGAAGAGGAUCAGUGAUCAGAGCCUGGCCAAUAACAUCCUCACACACCUGAAGUCAUUAAGAAGCCUCUACAUCAUGUGCCACAUCCCUGUAUUCUGCUGGAUUUCAGCCACUGUUCUAGAGAGAAUGUUGGGUAAAGGAGAUAGUGGAGAGAUCCCCAAGACUCUGACUCAGAUGUAUACACACUUCCUCAUCAUUCAGACAAAGUUCAUAAGAGGCAAAUACUCAAAGAAGGACAGUAGUAAUAAAAUGCUUCUUAAACUGGGAAAACUGGCUUUUCAUCAGCUUAUGAAAGGGAACCUGAUCUUCUAUGAAGAAGACCUGAGAGAGUGUGGCAUUGAUGUGACAGAAGCAGCAGUGUACUCAGGUGUGUGUACUCAGAUCUUCAGAGAAGAGUUUGGGCUUCAUCAGAGUAAAGUGUACUGCUUUGUACAUCUGAGUGUUCAUGAGCACCUCGCAGCUCUGUAUGUGCACCUAACAUUCAUGAUGGAAAAUAGGAAUGUUCUUAAACAGAAUCAGCUCUCUGAACAGGAGAUAAAAGAAAAUAUAAUCUCACAUUUACACAAGAGUGCUGUAGAUCAGGCUUUAGAAAGUCAGACUGGACAACUGGAUCUUUUCCUUCGCUUUCUUCUGGGUCUCUCACUGAAGUCCAAUCAGAAACUCAUACAUGUUUUAGUGACACAGCUAGAAUGUAGCUCCACAAGCACAGAGGAAACAGUUAAGUACAUUAAAAAGAAGAUCAGUGAAGAUCUUCCUACAGAGAAAUCCAUCAAUCUGUUCCACUGUCUAAAUGAACUGGGUGAUAAUUCUCUAGUGGAGGAAAUCCAACACUACCUGAAGUCUGGAAAACAAAUUGAACUCUCUUCUUCACAGUGGUCUGCUCUGGUGUUUGUGUUACUGACAUCAGCACAGGAGCUAGAAGAGUUUGACUUGAGUAAAUAUAUCAGUACAGAUAAGAUCACAGAAGCUGUUCUUCUGAAGGUGAUGCCUGCGAUCGCCGCAUCCAGAAAAGCAAUUAUCACGUGUGAUUCACUUGGAGUGAAAAGUUGGUCGGCUGUGUUCUCAGCGCUCAAUUCAGAAUCCUCACGUGUGACAGAAAUACAUCUGACUGUGAAAAGACUAGAUCUGACUGGGAUUGAUCUAAGAGACUCAGAAGUAAAUUGUCUCUCUGCUAUCCUGGAGAAUCUUCACUAUAACCUGGAGAAAGUGAGGUUGUGUGAUUACGGUGUAUCAGAUAAAGACUGUGCUACUCCAUCUCUGAGAUCAAACCCUAAACACUUGAGAGAACUGAAAUUUGCCUAUGAUUAUUUACAAGACUCGGAACUAAAGAGUCUCUCUGCUAUACUGGAGAAUCCUGACUGUAAACUGGAGAAACUGAGUUUGCGUUAUUGUGGUGUCUCAGAUGAAGGCUGUGCUGCUUUGACAUCAGCUCUGAGUUUAAACCCCUCAAACCUGAGAAAUCUGAAUCUGUCCCAUAAUAAUGUAGGAGACUCAGGAGUGAAAUGUCUCUCUUCUGUACUGGAAAAUCCUCACUGUAAUAUGGUGGCACUGAGGUUGUGUAAGUGUGGUGUCUCAGAUGAAGGCUGUGCUGCUCUGACCUCAGCUCUGAGAUUGAACCCGUCACACCUGAGAGAACUGAAUCUGUCCUGUAAUAAAAUAGGAGACUCAGGAGCGAAGUGUGUGUCUGCUGUUCUGAAGAAUCCUCACUGUAAACUGGAGAUACUGUGGUUGUGGGAUUGUGGUGUAUCAGAUGAAGGGUGUGCUGCUCUGACUUCAGCUCUGAGAUCAAACCCCUCAUACCUAAGAUACCUGAAUCUGUCCUUCAAUAACAUUGGAGACUCAGGAGUGAAGUUUCUCUCUGCUGUACUGGAGAAUCCUAACUGUAAAAUGGAGAUACUGAGGUUGUGUGAAUGUGGUGUCUCAGAUGAAGGUUGUGCUGCUCUGACUUCAGCUCUGAGAUCAAACUCCUCACACCUGAGAUACAUGGACCUGUCUAACAAUAAAAUAGGAAUCUCAGGAAAGAAGGAACUCUCUGCUCUAAUGGAUGAUACAAACUACAACCUCUGAGGGCGUUCAGUGAACAUCUCUUGGUGAUAAAGACAACAGUGUUCCUGCAUUUUCAUGUCUGGGAGUUGAAAACAUUUCUAAACACAUAACUCAAGCCAUGAUGAUUUAAAUAGUCUUAGAGGAUGAGAGAAGUGUGAAUCUGCCAAAUGCUGUAAAUCAGACCACAGUCUUUUCUACACUGACUGUUUAAGGACCUCUGAUACCGGGAAAAAAUCCCCAGAAAUCAAUCCUAUAACUAUUUAGAACAGCCACACAAACUCAAGCUGAUCCCAGUCAAAGGAAGAGAGAAAUAAAAUAACCCGGAACAGUUUCAAGACAUUUAAAAGAAAGAAAUUCUCAUCUCAUUGCAAUGCCAUCUGAGGUGUUUAUAUGAAAAAGCCCCUACGAGUCUCGCUACACGUCACAUUUACUUUGACCUUUUUUGAUUAAUGGACCAGUGUUGUUACACUAAAUAUCAGUAAUCUUGGAACACUACAUGUCCAGUCAAAUUAGUGGACCCUAUCGUUUUAGUUUUAUCGUUCUAUCCAUAUCAUUCUAUCCAUAUAGUUUUGAUGGUUUAUGUGACUUUUUGUUGUGUUUUAGUACAUAUUUAGUAUUGUAAUAUUCACCAUCCACUUUAUUAAAAACACCUGUAUACCUGCACUUCCAUGCAGUUAUCUGAUCAGAUAAUCAAGCAGCUUAAUGCAUAUAAUUAUGUAGAUUUCAAGAGCUUCAGUUAUUGUUCUCAUCAGAAUGAAGAAAAAGUGUGAUCUCUAUGCCUUUAAAUGUGGCAUGGUUGUUGGUGUCAGGUGGUGUCAGGUAUGAAACUGCUGACCUAAUGAGAUUUUUAUACAGAAAAUUUAACUUAAACAUAAUCUGCCACAGUUCUUUUUCCCUUUGUGUAAUUCUAAGAGCAGAUCCCUUUAUUCUUGUCUUUUAGCGGGGUGACUGCAGAUUAAUAUAAAGUUUUCUGAAAAAAAAAAUCUAUUAAAAAAUAUGCUAUAAUAUACAAAAAUGUUGUACAAAGUAUUUCUUUUCAAUUUAAAAUAACUAUAUAAACAUGAUUCUUUUUAUUUUUAUAAGUGAAAUCAGUUUACA